AUGUCGGCUGGAGGGGUGACUGAGGGGAUCGUGGGAGAGCCGCAGGGCUGCGGUGGAGGCUGGGCCCAGGCCGGGUCGGGGAGCUUCCCCCCCGCGGCCGUCCAGGCCGAGGCAAUCAGCCGCCGUCAUGCCAUCACGAGCAACGCAGUAACUGUCCGGACCAGGAAGUUCAUGACCACCCGACUACUUCAGCGGGAACAAAUGGGCACUGCUGUCCUUCGUCCUGGGAAGGCAACAGUACCUAAGACAGAAAUUUGGGGAAAACUAGCCAAAAUGUACAAGACCACACCAGAUGUCACCUUUGUGUUUGGGCUCAGAAGCCAUGCUGGUGAUGGCAAGACAACUGGCCUUGGCAUGAUUUACGAUCCCUUGGGUCACGCGAAGCAGGAUGAGCCCAAACACAGGCUUGCAAGACAUGGCCUGUACGAGAAGACCUCAAGAAAGCAGCGAAAGGAGCGCACGAGCAGAAUGAAGACGGUCGUGGGGACUGCAGAGGCCAGUUUGGUGCUGACAAAAAGAAGUCAGCUGGAGAUGGGACAGCAGACGAGUAAAGAUUCUGCGGUGGGUGUGCAGGUUUGUCGUGAGAGAAUUAAUAAAGUAAGACCUUUUACGUGA
Molecule: messenger RNA, 615 nt
Organism: Globicephala melas (long-finned pilot whale)
Lineage: Eukaryota; Metazoa; Chordata; Mammalia; Artiodactyla; Delphinidae
Product: small ribosomal subunit protein eS24-like
Biological process (GO): translation
Cellular component (GO): ribosome
Molecular function (GO): structural constituent of ribosome
Source: RefSeq, a predicted model, not a curated record